AUGCCACGUUCCGAGGAAGCAGAGUGGUGGGCCAACGCCGUCUACGAGGCCAUCCAAGAGAUCCCCCGGGGCAAAGUCACUUCGUAUGGUCAUAUCGCACGGCUGCUUGGAGAACCUCAGCGUCCCCGUCAGGUCGGUGUGUGUCUCAAGGUUCUUGCGUCUCCAGAAUCCGGCUCACAUUUCAAUUCGGAUACCGUGCCAUGGCAGCGAGUUAUUAACUCAAAAGGAAUGAUCUCGCAUCGCGGACCCGGGAGUGCCGAGCGUCAAGCUGAAGCUCUCGCCCAAGAAGGGGUUGAAGUUACUAGAGAUAGCAUGGGUGAGAUCUAUGUUGAUUUCUCUCGAUAUGGAUGGUUUCCAGGCCAGCUACCGAGCGAGGGAAUGGAUGGGCAGCCAUGA
Messenger RNA from Penicillium paradoxum, 396 nucleotides. Its product is annotated as MGMT family protein. Bases 1 to 396 code for a protein of 131 amino acids. Gene Ontology annotation, biological process: DNA repair. The transcript is spliced from 3 exons. Gene Ontology annotation, molecular function: catalytic activity. The record is from RefSeq and is a predicted model, not a curated record. Lineage: Eukaryota; Fungi; Ascomycota; Eurotiomycetes; Eurotiales; Aspergillaceae.